AUGGCCCCUCUUCAACAGAGCCCUGCUUCAAUGUUCCACGAGAACAACCGAACGGUGGUUGACAACGCCACCGACGCCGACACGAGGCCUGCAUUCGGCGGAGCUCGAUCGCCGUGGAAUUAUGCCCGUUUCGAGCUGGCCUACGGCGAGCUGCAUGUCUACUUCACGGCCAUCCUUCUGGGCACAAUCAUACUGUGCACAAUUGUGGGAAAUGUGUUUGUGGUAGCUGCGAUCAUUUUGGAACGCAAUUUACAGGUCAGUCGAGCCACGAAACACACAUUUCAUGCGUUAUAG
Messenger RNA from Protopolystoma xenopodis, 294 nucleotides. The record is from the annotation of a GenBank genome assembly. Lineage: Eukaryota; Metazoa; Platyhelminthes; Monogenea; Polystomatidea; Polystomatidae.